Molecule: messenger RNA, 1390 nt
Organism: Chenopodium quinoa (quinoa)
Lineage: Eukaryota; Viridiplantae; Streptophyta; Magnoliopsida; Caryophyllales; Amaranthaceae
Product: adenosine deaminase-like protein
Exons: 11
Coding region: 115-1221 (368 amino acids)
Biological process (GO): adenosine catabolic process; inosine biosynthetic process
Molecular function (GO): adenosine deaminase activity
Source: RefSeq, a predicted model, not a curated record
UCCAAAUUUGGUGAGUCCAAAAUCAUUGGCCCUCCUCGGAUAAACUGUAGAAACAGUCACACACCAAACAGGGCUGCUUCAAUUCUGCAAUAAUAAUUCGUUAAAUCAUUGAAGAUGGAGAUGAUGGAUUGGUGGGUAUCCAUGCCUAAAGUUGAACUUCAUGCUCAUCUCAAUGGUUCUGUUCGAAAUUCCACUCUACUAGAACUUGCUAAAGAAUUGGGUGAAAAGGGUAUUAUUGUUUUUUCUGAAGUUGAGCAUGUUAUCCUCAAAAAUGAUAGAUCUUUGACUGAAGUGUUCAAGUUGUUUGAUUUGAUUCAUAUUCUUACCACUGAUCAUGCUACUGUCACCAGAAUCACCAAAGAAGUUGUUGAAGAUUUUGCUGCUGAGAAUGUUGUCUAUUUGGAAUUGAGAACUACCCCUAAGAGGAAUGAUUCUAGAGGAAUGUCCAAACGUUCUUACAUGGAAGCUGUGAUUGAGGGUUUAAGAAAAGUUGACGUCUUCGACAUUGAUUUUGCUUCUACUAAAAAUGGAUUGGAGGAAAAAGGGAAGUCUGGUCAAAUGAUUGAUGACUGUGUCGGCUUUUCUAGGACAAAGAUAUAUGUUAGGCUUCUCCUGAGCAUUGAUCGCCGUGAGACACUUGCAGCUGCAAUGGAAACUGUCAAGCUGGCAUUGGAAAUGAAAGAUCUUGGAGUGGUAGGUAUUGAUCUAUCCGGGAAUCCUAAAGUGGGAGAAUGGAUAACAUUUUUGCCAGCUUUGAGAUUUGCCAGAGAACAAGGUCUUCGUGUUACUCUGCAUUGUGGAGAGGUCCCUAAUCAGGAGGAAAUACAUGCAAUGCUGGACUUUCUUCCUGAGAGGAUUGGUCAUGCUUGCUGCUUGGAAGAGGAUGCAUGGAGAAAAUUAAAAAAUUCCAAGAUCCCGGUUGAAAUAUGUUUGACAUCUAACAUCCGAACUAAUACAAUUUCCUCCAUCGAUGUUCAUCAUUUUGCUGAUUUAUACAAUACAAACCAUCCACUUAUCCUAUGCACUGAUGACACCGGGGUGUUCUCUACUAGUUUAUCUAAAGAAUACGCCAUUGCUGCUACUGCUUUUGGUCUUGGGAAGAAGGAAAUGUUCCAGCUAGCAAGGACCGCGGUUGAAUAUUCAUUUGUCGAGGAACAAGUUGCAAGUAAAUUGAAAGAUUUGUUUGAUCUGUUAGAUAAGAGUUUAGCUUACAAUGAUUGAUUUGUUGCAACUACAUUAGGUAUGGCUUACUAGUAUUUUUCCCAAAAUCUAUGUUCCUUAUUCUAUUUAAUGUACUAGCUUUGCUCUCAACAAUGAAACAGAUUUCUCAGGAUUGAAACAAACAGCCUAAUUGGUUAUCUUAAUCCUAGACAGAUUGUUAGGUCUCCAA